Messenger RNA from Salvia hispanica, 588 nucleotides. RefSeq lists its product as uncharacterized. The record is from RefSeq and is a predicted model, not a curated record. Gene Ontology annotation, cellular component: plasma membrane; plasmodesma. NCBI's taxonomy places the organism in Eukaryota, Viridiplantae, Streptophyta, Magnoliopsida, Lamiales, Lamiaceae. Gene Ontology annotation, biological process: defense response to other organism.
AUGUGCGCCAAACAUAUAUGGAUUUGCAUCAUAUUAUCCUUUCCACUCGUCUUCUCUCUAAUUGUGAUACUAACCACCCUAGCCUAUGUAGGUGUGAAGCCAAGAUUCUACAUUCAAGAACUCUACAUUCCAUCCCUCAACACUUCAAAUUCUCACACACACAAUUUUUCAAACCCCAACACUUCAAUAAUCAUCGACCUCAAAUUCAAGAGAGAGAUCGCCUACGUUGAAAUCCGCUAUGAAAAAAUCAACGUCACUCUCUUCUACGGCCCCAACCGGAGCUCCGGAGCCAUAGGCAGCACCGUCGUCGCCGGUUUCUUCCAAGGAAGGAAGAAGAAGGCCCGCCGCAGGGCAGUGGUGGAUGCUCGAGGACUGCCGUGGGAGGAGGCCUUUGAGAGGGUUUCGGGCGGGUCGACAGUGGAGGUGGCAGUGGAGGUGUCUACAGGAUAUAGGCUGCGGCGGUGCAAUGAGGACGAUUGCUAUUAUACGGGUAUAAAGGCGGUGGUGGUGGCGGCGGAUUUGGUGGUGGAUGGCUCCGGUGUGGAGGUUUCUAAGAAGGCUACAAGACUCAAGAAAGUAAUGGUUUGA